AGUAACUGUCCCUUGAGGGCUAACAUGCCUCCUUCUUGGGAUUGGCCGUCAACUUCUGAAGCGAAUAGAUGCUGCCUUCAGUAACGUCCCCAAAUCUCUCCUGCCCUGCAGUGCCUUGCAGGACGAGAAUCGAGACCUCAACCGCUUUUCGUGAGGUGUAAGUCUACAGUACAAGACCCGACUAGCAUUGCCUAUGAUGCAUUUGUACUCCGAAUAAUCCGUAAAUGUCGGCCACUCAAAACCUUAUCGAUAAUGACUAACUUGAUUUCCGCUCCGAGGGUACCUGGCAGGCCCGUGCACAGAACGCCCUCCACGUACGUCGUAAGCUCAAUUGAAGCGCCAAGUGUUCAGUCCGCCGUGGAAUUUAGAGCCAGCUAAGCUACUUUGAAGCUUGACACGCAUUCAUUCCCUCUUCACACGCACACAACCCACGCCGUUCACGAUGCGCUUCCUUCACUCCUUCGUGCCGUCCCUUCUCCUGGCUGCUGGUGCAGCUCAGGCUGCUUCGUCCUGGGGAUUCGACGAGGGCACCAUCACCGUCGGUGCCAAGAAGUCGGAGGGUGCUGUCAAGGAGAAGUUCUCCGAGAAGGCCCUCCCUAAAGCUCCAGUCUCUCUGGGCGCCGCCGACACGCUUAAGAUUGUUCUCACAGCUACGGAGAAUGGCAAAGGAAAGCGCCCGCAUCAAGCCUUCCUCGUCCUGAAGGAGACCGAGACCGGUCUUGAGGCCCCCUUCCCUCUGACCACUAAGGACAACGGCAAGGCCAUCGUCGAUCUCAAACAAGCCGACAUCCCUGUUCAGCUCCUGACUUCGUCCAAACCCCUCGAGGCGUCUCUGAUCCUUGCGUCUUUCGGUUCUUCCGAGGGCUACAACAAGCCUGUGUUCCACGUCCAACUCAAGCUGGACCCCAACGCGACUCCCCCGACGUACGAGAAGCCUCUGCGAUAUGGCAAGCUCGAGGAGAUUCACCACAUCUUCCGCGCUGACCCCACGAACCCGCCCAAGGUUAUCUCGUUGGUGUUUGCGCUGGCCGUUAUUGCUACGCUGCCUGCCUUGUUCAUUGGCUGGCUGGCUCUCGGCGGCAACGUCGCACACCUACAAAAGGCGCUCUCGACUGCUCCUGUCGCACAUGCUGUUUUCUUCGGCUCCAUCGUCACCAUGGAACUCGUCUUCUACCUCUACUACAUCAGCUGGAACCUCUUCCAGGUCCUGCCCGUGAUUAGCGUUGUUGGCGCUGUCGCCUUCCUGAGCGGCACCAAGGCUCUUGGCGAGGUCCAGAGCAGACGUCUGGCUGGAGAGAGGUAAAUGGUGAUGAUGCAAGAGCUGAGCGCAGUCCGAUCUCUAAACUGCGUUGUACGCUGCAUUUACGAACGAUCUGGAUUUGAAUGCAUUGGGGAGCGGGUACACAAAAGCACCUUGGUGGAUCAAUAACAUGUAAAACUACAACCGUUGGGUCGGCAUCUUGAGGUAAUAUUCCACCGUUUGGUGCAUUGGCUGCAGGCACUCGCACCCAUCUUGUCCUCUCAGAGCAAGAGCAGCCAUAUAUCCGUGU
Messenger RNA from Truncatella angustata, 1550 nucleotides. Its product is annotated as Oligosaccharyltransferase subunit Ribophorin II-domain-containing protein. The record is from RefSeq and is a predicted model, not a curated record. NCBI's taxonomy places the organism in Eukaryota, Fungi, Ascomycota, Sordariomycetes, Amphisphaeriales, Sporocadaceae. Gene Ontology annotation, cellular component: membrane; oligosaccharyltransferase complex. Gene Ontology annotation, biological process: protein N-linked glycosylation. The coding region runs from base 443 to 1303 and encodes 286 amino acids. The transcript has 4 exons.